UUACCGUCGUAACGCACGAGCCAGUCAAUCUCCGCGCUUGUACUUCAUCAUCGUCCGAGUCUGACCCUCAGGAAUUUGAACGUGAGAACAUGAGCAUCAUGUACGUCGUCAAACGCUGCGCAAUUCUCGUUCUUCUGGUGGCGACAAUCGGUCUCGUGCACGCCACCGAAAAUUACAUGGAUUACGGAGAAGAAAUGGCGGAGAAGAGCGCUCCGGAGAACAUCCGCGAACUGUACAGACUGCUGUGGCAGAGCACGCAUCGUAAUCCGUCGCUGAACACCGUCGGUUUCGGCGGCAUCCCGUUGGAACACCUGAUGAUCCGAAAGUCGCAGCGAUCGCCGUCGCUACGUCUUCGAUUCGGCCGUUCCGGACCGCACACUUCCGCGGGAGCAUUGCCGAGACCGGUAGACGCAGCGGCGGCGGCGGCGGCGGCGGGAUACGACGACAACAAUUAAUCGGCGGGGCUGAUCCACGGGCACACCUCUUUUCUGAAUUUGUUCUCGAUGAAAAAACAAAAAACAAAAAAAAAAAAAAGAAAACACGCGACUUAACCCUCUCUUCUCUUGUAUAAAAAAAAAAAAAAUUACGUAUAGCUCUCGUCUCGUGCUGUUGUUCUCUUGUGCGCAUAUAAAUUUUUCGUCGCGGACGCUUCUUAUUCGAGCGAGGCGAAGAAAAAGAACAGUUCGCGAGUUUCAUCUAUAUAUAUAUAUAUAUAAUGUUCUUCAUAAUUAUUCCACAACGUUAACUCUUCUAGAUCGAACGUGGAAGAAAAUUUGUGUAUUUGUUGUCUCUUAUAUUUUAUUUGUAUAUGUAAAUAUUAAGCGUAUAUUUAUUAAAAUUAAUAUUCGCGAGUUUUAUUUACUUGACCGUCUGUUGACCUUACAACAACGCGAUCUUGGAAUUAAUUGCAGAUAUACAAAAUUCGACACGUUUCCACACACAUCUUGUUUUGCAAUUUAGUUUAACACAAUUGCAUCUUUGAUUUGUCCCCGAUCGCCGUGUCGGGGAUAUUUUACAAUUGUUGUCACAAGCUUUUGUUAAUUGUAUAGUAUAGCAGCGCUGUAAAAGGACACUUGGCCUAAGUCCUUCAUUCGAUGUGGGAUAACAAACGCUUCGAUCGUUACGAACGCAAUUGUUCCUUCCGUUUAAUUGCGCGUAUUGGAACAGAGACGUAAAAAUAGACGUCUCGUUGCGAGAAUGUGUAGCAGAAUGUAUCCUGAGAGACUUUCCGAACGAAAAAAUCUGUCAACGACAGAUGUGACAAAAGUUGUCGAAAAUGUUGCUGUUGAUUUUCUCCAAAUUCAAUGACAAUGCACAAAUUUAAAACGCACUUGUUUUUUAGUUACUUAACAAUCUCUCGGAGACAAAAACAGAUGAAAUGCUCAAAUUCUCAGUUUUCACAAUGCACUUUGAUAUGUAACGCUUUAUUAUUGUUAUUUACGCGCUUUAAAAUUCAAGAUGUCCCAUUUGCUUUCGCGCAACAAAUAAUUGCGCGAUUAAAAAAAAUCUCACAUUAAAUUUUCUUCAAAGAGAAAUAAAAAUUAUUGUUAGAAUCUGCGAGAAUUUCUGUGGGAUAUACUAUGUGCAUAUAAUUUUCAACAGCUGACCUGUUGGUCCGACACGAUUGAUAGGCGUAGUUCUUAUGAAUAAAUGUGCCAAAUAAUACGAUCGUUAUACAUUACGAUAAUAAAAAAACAAAAACCAAAAAAAAAAAAAAAAA
Messenger RNA from Pseudomyrmex gracilis, 1720 nucleotides. RefSeq names its product short neuropeptide F-like. The transcript has 4 exons. The coding region runs from base 90 to 455 and encodes 121 amino acids. Lineage: Eukaryota; Metazoa; Arthropoda; Insecta; Hymenoptera; Formicidae. The record is from RefSeq and is a predicted model, not a curated record.